This is a messenger RNA of Ectocarpus siliculosus, 1566 nucleotides long. NCBI's taxonomy places the organism in Eukaryota, Phaeophyceae, Ectocarpales, Ectocarpaceae. The record is from the annotation of a GenBank genome assembly.
AUGGACGGUGCGAUACCGGUAGAGCGCACGCACCUGGCCGCGCUGUUGCUGGUCAUGUUUGCGGCCGCGGCGGUGCCGGCGGUGUUGGCGGCGGUCCUCAAGAUGUUCUUCUCCGUAAGGCUUCGAUCGAGUCUCGUUCGCGACGAUCGCAGACGCUUUGUGGGAGUAUUCUUCUUUCUCGCUACCAAGGCUGUCUCUGUCCCUGCCUUCUGCGGCGGCGGACGCCUGUGCGAGCGCCGAGUUCACGCCCUCAAGGACGACGCUACCUCCACCGACGAUGACAGCUAUGAUGAUGACGGCCACCGCGACAACGAGGCCGCGCUCGAGCGUGGGGGGGGCGGAAAGACCAUAGGGGGCGACGCGCAAGAGGAAGGGGACCUACAGCGAGCCCCGUUGGGGGGAAGCAGCGGUAGACGCGGCCGUCCGACCACGCCGUCGGAGAGGGAUGGAGAAGAUGGUGGUCAUGGCGGCCGGGGAGGGAGAAGCGCCAAUAGAUUGGCGGACGGUGGCACGAGGAAGAGGACGGAACUCGACCUGCCGCCUAGGCACUGGAUGUGCACCGUCUGCAAGAAGGUUAACAUGUUGCCUGACGAGUGGAACGGCCGAGCCGGGAAGGACGUGCACGUCGUGAUAAAGCGGAAGGCGGUGGACACGCGUGCCAUGUACGGCCUCUUCAAGACCAAGCCCGGGGUACCGCUGUGCAGCAAGUGCCGCACGCCCUUCAACUACUCCUGGAGAAACGGGGGCGGCUCUGACAACUUGAUGCAGCAGCGACAGCAAAGGCUUCUGGACGCGGCGCUGUCCCGGCCCACAAACGCGGCAAGCACGGCGGUGGCGGCAGGAUCUGCAACAGAUCCGGCGCUAUCCGCGGCGGUGGACGGGCCCAUGGACGCAGAAAACGGAGGCGUUGCCGCCGCCGCCGUCCAUCGAAGGGUGUUGGCAAAGGCGGCCAGAUUCAUCCGUGCCCUUUGUUCACCAUGUAGACGAAGGCGUGCCGCGUCAAGCAAGCCUUUCGACGGUCGGGGCGGCUCCGACGCGGUGGAAGAGCCGGAGCUCUGGUACGGGAGGGAGUUCAGGCGGCAGCUCAUGACCUACUUCAAGCCGGAGCUCUCCCGACCGGCGGCCGGCGGGGAGCGGUACCCGGUCGGGGCCAGGGUGGCCUGCUUCGCCGGGAAGGACGCCUGGUACCCCGGCGCCGUCGCGGCCUCGCGGGAGAACGACACGUACGACGUGCGCUACGACAACGGGGACAUCGCCCAGCACGUGUUCUCGCACAUGAUCCGCUUCGAGCCCGUCCACGCCGACUCGCGCCUCACCUGCUGCUACUACGGCCUGGCCCUCGCCGCCGCUGCGGCUUGGCCGCUCGCGGGCUCGUGGUACUUCUCUUCGACUUCCGCUGCCACCGCCGCCGCCGCCUCCGCCGCCGCUUUGGUGGCCUUGCCGGCGCUGGUCGUGGGCACGGCCGGGACCCUUGCCGUAGCGUUCCAGUUCUGGGAGAUCUACGCGGACAAUAGGAGCACGGGCUUGUGUGUCGCGACCAAGUUCGCGGCGGUCUGGCAGUCGUAA